AUGAGCACCGACAUUCCAAGAGUCUUUUCCACCGGUGACAAAGGUACCUUUGGUCAAUUCACCGCUGAAGUACGUUGGCCAACCAUCUUGCAGAACGCUUAUGAUGACUUACAACUGGCAAUAAAUGAAACGAAUAGUCAAUUAGCUAAAGAACAAGGUGAAAUUAUCAAGAAACAGAUUGCUGGAUUGAAACAAGAUGUUGAAAAUGAUGCUAAACCUACUCUUUUACCUGAACAAUACAAGGACUUUAACGAAAUUUUGAAAGAAAAUGACGGUCAGACAUGGUUGAACGGCGAUUGGUUGUUCUUAGAGAUUUUAUUGUACAGAAAGGUUAAUAUUUUUUUCAGGGAACAAUCUGAAUGGGAUGACUUUGACAUCUUUCAACGUUUGAAGACAUCCACGUUUGAAUCUUCGAAAAAUGGUGUUCUUGAUCUAGCAACUUACUACCAUGGUGUGAUAGAAAAAUUUAACGGCAAUGAAGAUGCUAUCCCACCUUUAUUCCAAGAAUUUAUUGAAAUCUCUUUGUGGGGUAAUGCGACCGAUUUGUCCUUGUUGGCUACUGCCACAUUGGACGACAUCAAUGCCAUUCAAAACUCUGCUAACAGAUUGAAACAAAAAUCGAAUAUUCUGAUUGAUGACUCUGAGAAAGCCUUCCAAUAUUUGAAGUCACAAAAAGGUACCGGUCGUGUCGAUUUCGUUUUGGAUAACUCCGGUUUCGAGUUGUACACUGAUCUGUUGUUUGCCGUCUUCAUGCUAGAUUUUGAUUUGGCAUCGUCUGUUGUAAUGCAUGGUAAAGAUAUUCCAUACAUGGUCAGCGAUGUUAUGAUAAAAGAUUUCAAUGACAUCAUUGCUCAGCUUGAGGAUCCAAAGUUUUUCCCAGUGGAGGACAGAACUCAUUUGGAUUUUAUCACUAAGAGAAUCAAAGAGUACGUUGAACAGGAUAAGAUCUCUAUAAAAGCACAUCCAUUCUGGACAGGUCCAUUGGAUUACUGGAACAUCGAUCCUUCUGAAACCAAGUACGGUGGUGCAGAAUGUCACAAAGAAUUGUCUACUGCUAAUUUGUGCAUCUUUAAAGGUGAUUUGAACUACAGAAAGCUAACUGGUGACCGUGUUUGGCCAAGAACUACCCCAUGGAAAACUAGUAUUGGGCCUUUGAAAGAUAACGGAUUGGUAACUUUGUCUCUCAGAACUGCCAAAGCAGAUGUUAUAGUCGGUUUACGAGAAGGUGAAGACGAAGAAUUGUCAGAAUACUGGGCAAAUCAAGGUAAUGAAAACGGUUCCUGGUGGACUUCCUCUGGUAAGUGGGCCGUUAUUUGUUUCAACGAUGGAAGUAAUUAA
Molecule: messenger RNA, 1338 nt
Organism: Kluyveromyces lactis
Lineage: Eukaryota; Fungi; Ascomycota; Saccharomycetes; Saccharomycetales; Saccharomycetaceae
Product: putative methyltransferase
Exons: 1
Coding region: 1-1338 (445 amino acids)
Biological process (GO): DNA damage response
Cellular component (GO): cytoplasm; nucleus
Molecular function (GO): phosphatase activity
Source: RefSeq, a predicted model, not a curated record